Messenger RNA from Neoarthrinium moseri, 300 nucleotides. RefSeq lists its product as uncharacterized. The transcript has a single exon. The coding region runs from base 1 to 300 and encodes 99 amino acids. NCBI's taxonomy places the organism in Eukaryota, Fungi, Ascomycota, Sordariomycetes, Amphisphaeriales, Apiosporaceae. The record is from RefSeq and is a predicted model, not a curated record.
AUGGCGCAAUCAGAUGGCAAAUGCAUGUCGACUUAUUUCUCUCGCCGCGCAUCGUUCCGCCUUUUCGUGCCCUGGCGCGCCCCAGUCCUGCCAGCAGAGUCGAGCCCGGCAGGUCAAGUCAACUGCAUCCUCCGCAAGCCGCAGCCAAAGGGCGACGCUUGCCCGCCGCGCCGCCUAACGGGGGUGCCGCUGGCCAAUCCGCGGCCACCACGCUUCAAGGGGCCGAGUAGUCUGCCAACGCAUCCAGAGGCCAAUCGCCGCCGCCAGCCGACCACCAUCUUCGACGUGGACAACCCAUAG